This is a messenger RNA of Nilaparvata lugens (brown planthopper), 231 nucleotides long. RefSeq names its product probable serine hydrolase. NCBI's taxonomy places the organism in Eukaryota, Metazoa, Arthropoda, Insecta, Hemiptera, Delphacidae. The record is from RefSeq and is a predicted model, not a curated record.
GGCAUGACCUACUACAUAUUCUGGGACACGAUGGUGCUGAUACGUCGCAUAGUCAACCACUACAAGUGGCGGAAAGUCUCACUGAUUGGCCACUCGCUGGGCGGAGCAGCGGGCUUUCUCUACGCCGGCGCCUUCCCGCAGGACGUCGACAAACUCAUAUCCAUUGACAUCGUGUGCCCCCGAAUUGCUCGAACCGAAGUGCUCAUGAAGCAGGUGCCCCGAUUGUAUUGA